AUGGAUGUGGACGAGUUCCUUGAGAUACUGAAAGAAGAUGGUGGAGAAAAAGAUGAGACUGCCGACGAGAUGCGUAGUGCAUUCAAACUUUUUGACAAAGAGGGAAAAGGCUGGAUUACUGCAGAAAAUCUCAAGCAGGUUGCUCAAGAACUCGGAGAAGAGUUAAGCGAAGAAGAUUUGGAGGAAAUGAUUAAGGAAGCUAGCAAGGAUGCUGAGGGCCGUGUUGCAGAAGCUGACUUUUUCGCUAUUAUGAAAAGAACUUGCUUGUACUGA
Strongylus vulgaris is the source of this 273-nucleotide messenger RNA. The record is from the annotation of a GenBank genome assembly. NCBI's taxonomy places the organism in Eukaryota, Metazoa, Nematoda, Chromadorea, Rhabditida, Strongylidae.